This is a messenger RNA of Castor canadensis (American beaver), 2587 nucleotides long. RefSeq names its product annexin A11 (gene Anxa11). Gene Ontology annotation, molecular function: calcium ion binding; phosphatidylserine binding; calcium-dependent phospholipid binding. Gene Ontology annotation, biological process: cytokinetic process; phagocytosis. Gene Ontology annotation, cellular component: cytoplasm; nucleus; plasma membrane. The record is from RefSeq and is a predicted model, not a curated record. Lineage: Eukaryota; Metazoa; Chordata; Mammalia; Rodentia; Castoridae.
UGGAAGUCCUGUCCCAGUUCCCCUAGCUGGAAAUGGCCUGAAGGUUGCCCUGGGCUAUUGGGUUGUGUUUACUUUUCUCCUGGGAGUUAUGAGGCAUUUGUUAUAGUCCUCAUUUGCACACAGUGGGGCUGUGGGCCAGAGUUAGUGGGGACAGCUGGUUGAACGCCUGUGUUCACAGGGGUGCUUGGUGUCUGACAUCAAGCCUGGAGUUGUCAGUUCAGAAUGUUGGUGUUGACCUAUUUAUAUCCGUUACUUGGAAGAACAUAAAUGCCAUGCUAACCCAAUCAGUGGUUAUGAAACAACACUGAGAGAGCUAAGUUUUUUUGAUGUCAGAAUUGCAAUGGGGAGAUACCAGGAUGGAGCAGGCAGCAGAACCUAUGAGAAGGAGAGUCAAUAGGAAUCCAUAUGAGGGCUCCAUUGCCCAGAAAACCCACAUGUUCCAGGGAGACCGGCAGCGCUUAUCAUUUACAUCGUCUGGAGAAAGGAGGUCUAACCAUGAGCUACCCAGGCUAUCCCCCACCUCCUGGCAGCUACCCCCCAGCUGCACCAGGUGGUGGUGCCUGGGGAGGUGCUGUCUAUCCCCCACCCAGCAUGCCCCCCAUUGGACUGGAUAAUGUGGCCAACUAUGCAGGGCAGUUCAAUCAGGAUUACCUCUCGGGAAUGGCAACCAACAUGUCUGGGACAUUUGGAGGAGCCAAUGUGCCAAACUUGUACCCUGGGGCUCCCGGAGGUGGUUACCCACCAGUCCCUCCGGGGGGCUUCGGGCAGCCACCUCCCGCCCAGCAGCCUGUGCCUCCUUAUGGCAUGUACCCACCUCCUGGAGGAAACCCACCCCCUGGGAUGCCUUCAUAUCCAUCAUACCCGGGGGCCCCUGUGCCAGGCCAGCCCCUGCCACCCCCUGGGCAGCAGCCCCCAGGGGCCUACCCUGGGCAGCCACCAGUGACCUACCCUGGGCAGCAGCCGGUGCCGAGCUACCCAGGAUACUCAGGAUCUGGGACUGUCACUCCCGCCAUACCCCCAGCCCAGCAGUUUGGAAACCGAGGCACUAUCACAGACGCUCCUGGCUUUGAUCCCUUGCGAGAUGCUGAAGUCCUGCGGAAGGCCAUGAAGGGCUUCGGGACGGAUGAACAGGCCAUCAUCGAUUGCCUGGGGAGCCGCUCCAACAAACAGCGGCAGCAGAUCCUCCUGUCCUUCAAGACAGCCUACGGCAAGGAUUUGAUCAAAGAUCUGAAAUCAGAACUGUCAGGAAACUUUGAGAAGACAGUCUUGGCUCUGAUGAAGACGCCCAUCCUGUUUGAUGUGUAUGAAAUAAAGGAAGCCAUCAAGGGGGCUGGCACUGAUGAAGCCUGCCUGAUUGAGAUUCUUGCUUCCCGCAACAACGAGCAUAUUCAGGAACUGAGCAGAGCCUACAAAGCAGAGUUCAAAAAGACCCUGGAGGAGGCUAUUCGAAGUGACACAUCAGGGCACUUCCAGCGGCUCCUCAUCUCUCUCUCUCAGGGAAACCGGGAUGAAAGCACAAAUGUGGACAUGUCCCUCGCCCAGAGAGAUGCUCAGGAGCUAUAUGCAGCUGGGGAAAACCGCCUGGGAACAGAUGAGUCCAAGUUCAAUGCAAUUCUUUGCUCACGGAGCCGGGCCCACUUGGUGGCAGUUUUCAACGAGUAUCAGAGGAUGACAGGUCGAGACAUCGAGAAUAGCAUAUGCCGGGAGAUGUCCGGAGACCUGGAGCGGGGCAUGCUGGCUGUGGUGAAAUGCCUCAAGAAUACCCCAGCCUUCUUUGCUGAAAGGCUCAACAAAGCCAUGAGGGGAGCAGGAACUAAGGACCGGACCCUGAUUCGCAUCAUGGUGUCUCGCAGUGAGAUUGAUCUCCUGGACAUCAGAGCAGAAUAUAAACGGAUGUAUGGCAAAUCGCUGUACCAUGACAUCACGGGAGACACUUCAGGGGACUACCGGAAGAUUCUGCUGAAGAUCUGUGGUGGCAAUGACUGAGCAGUGACAGUGGCUCACUUCUGCCCCCUGCCAGCAAUGGCAAUGCCAGAGAAAGGCCCAAAGAGUGUCUUGUCAUUUUCUCACAAUCCACACAAUAGCCCGAGGUGCACCUUCUGUCUCUCUGUCCUCCCUCCCCUCCUGAUCUGUGUGUCCUUCUUGAUCUGUGUGUCAUGCGAGUGCCUAGGUGGGCCUACAGCUCUCAGGAUGCCUUCUCCUCCCUGUCCCUCACAGCCUCUUGCUGUUUUAUGUAGAUGUUUUAUUUCCUCAAACGUGCGAUCAUUCCUCGUUGCUUGUGGCUGAGACUCUUAGCUUCAUUUUAGUCAUAUAAUUUUGUGUUUUUAUUUGAAGGCGUAUUUUCCAUUUUUAACUUGUCUUUGCCAGACAGAUGCACACAAGUCUGUUUACUACAUGCACAUUUCUAGUGAGAGCAGUGGGGUAGGUGGAGCACCCCAUUCUCACAUAGUAUAAAAGGGAGGGUCUGUAAGGGUUGUUGUAUCUGGUAAGAAUGUGUCAUGAGCUUUGUUUUUGCCAAACUUACUCCUUUUUAGAAAAAAAAAAAAAAAAGGCCAGGAAGUCAUUUGUUCCAUCUUCCACGCAAAAC